AUGACUCUAAGUCCGCAUAUUGGUAUUAUCGGCGCAGGUAUCUCAGGCCUCCGAUGUGCCGAAGUGCUCAUCCAGAAUGGGGCCCGAGUAACAAUCCUAGAAGCAAGAGAUCGCAUUGGCGGGAGAAUUCACCAAUCAACAGUUGGCGACCAUGUGGUAGAUCUAGGCCCUAAUUGGAUUCAUGGCGCGGGUGAGAACCCCAUCAUGACCAUAGCGGAAGAAACGGAAACCGUCAUGUAUGAUCCGGAAGGUGGAAGACAUAUCUCCUAUUCACGAGAUGGUCACCCGAUCAACGACGAAGUGAGCGCUAAAGUCCAGGACUUUGUAUGGACUACUAUAGCAGAAGCCUUCAAGUACAGCAAUCAACAUGGAGAAAGCAUUCCCGUCGAGCGAAGUCUGUUCGAUUUCUUCUGCGAUCGAGUCCAGGACACUGCCUUCUCAGAUGAAGAGAAACAACUCUGUCUUGAUGCCUGUAGGCUCUGGGGUACGUAUGUCGGCGACCAAGUCGACAAGCAGAGCUUAAAAUUCUUCCGUCUGGAAGAAUGCGUUGAUGGAAGCAACUUCGUCGUGGCAUCUACAUACAAACGCAUCCUAGCGCACGUCGCCAAAACCGCCAUUGAAAAAGCCGACAUCCGUCUCAACGAACCAGUCACAAACAUCACUGCACCACCUCGCAAACCCCAAUCGAAACACCAAGUAACCGUAACAACAGCCACAGGCGCAAUCUACGAUUUCGACGAAGUAGUCGUAACCUGUCCACUGGGCUGGCUCAAACAAAAUACCUCAGCAUUUACACCUGCUCUCCCACCCCGUCUCGAAAAAGCAAUCGACAACAUCUCCUACGGCAGACUUGAAAAGAUAUACGUGACAUUCCCACAGGCAUUCUGGCACAAUCACACCAGCACUUCAACAACCCAAUCACAAAACACCGUCUUCGCCCAAUUCCUUACCCCAUCCUACACAACUCAUCCCGAAAACACAGAAUGGAAUCAGGAGUGUCUCUCCCUCGCCUCCCUCCCAUCCCCACACGCCCAUCCAACCCUCCUCUUCUACACAUAUGGUUCAGGCGGCGCGGAGAUAAUAAACCGUCUUUCCGGACAUGAACCCUCAUCACUUGAAUACAGAGACAUCCUAAUCUCAACUCUACAACCUUUCUACUCUCGACUUCCUGGAUACAGCGCCGAGAACCCAGAUUGUGUGCCGGUUGCGUUGCUUGCUACGCAGUGGCAGAAGGAUGUGUUUGCGGGGAAUGGGUCGUAUUGUAAUUUCCAGGUUGGGAUUGAAGAGGCGGAUAUCGAUAUUGAGGUUCUUAGGUCUGGGGAUGGGAUUGGGUUGAGUAGGGGUCUUUGGUUUGCUGGAGAGCAUACGGCGCCGUUUGUGGCGCUUGGGACCACUACUGGGGCGUAUUGGAGUGGGGAGAGGAUUGCGAGGGCUGUUUGUCGGGGAUUUGGGAUCGGAGAGGUUGAUGAGAUGGGGGUUAAGGAUGAUUCCUUGCCUUCUGCUGAUAAGCAUUGA
Messenger RNA from Penicillium coprophilum, 1515 nucleotides. RefSeq names its product flavin monoamine oxidase family protein. NCBI's taxonomy places the organism in Eukaryota, Fungi, Ascomycota, Eurotiomycetes, Eurotiales, Aspergillaceae. The record is from RefSeq and is a predicted model, not a curated record. The transcript is spliced from 4 exons. Gene Ontology annotation, molecular function: oxidoreductase activity. The coding region runs from base 1 to 1515 and encodes 504 amino acids.